CUUUCGUAUUCUCGCCUCUUCUCUCUGCUUACACUUCAUACAAGCCUGUUCCGUACCAAGGGGGACAUCAGAAGAGGAAGAGGGGCGGUUCGCUCCCGACUCUUUCUUCCCUCCUGUCCAUCUCAUUCUUCCGUUCUCUUCCUUCUGUUCCUUCCUUUCUUCGCUUUCUUCGCUUUCUUCUCUUUCUUCUCUUUCUGCCUUCUUUGCCUUUCUGUUGCCCGUUUCAUCUAGCGUUCCUUUCUCUACCUCUCCCCUUUCCUUCGUUCCGCCGUUUUCUCUUCUUGUCGACUUUUUUCUCGCAGGAGUGCCUUCUCAUCUGAUCAAGCAACCUACGAUGUCACUUCAGAGCGUUUUCCUAGAAUGGCUAUAAAACUCCGUCUUCCUGUCCACUCUCCAGUCUUGUUUUGCGCUGGUGGUUUGCCCUCUCCCUGUCUCACUGGCUCUGUUCUUCGAAGCACCCACAAGAGACAUCCAGGCCAGGCCCGGUGUACGUACACCGGAGAUACACCUCCUGUUCUCAACACCAUGUAGACUCUCCAAGCUGCAAUAUCGUCCUUUCGCGUCUCCUUCUUCUCUUCUACCAGAUCUGUUUUUUCACGGCUUCGUUCCCCAGUGUCCUCUCUCGCCUUCUUUUUGUUCCAUACUCCAUCUUCUUCCGUCUUCUUCCGUCUUCUUCCGUCUUCUUCCGUCUUCUUCCGUCUUCUUCUGCUCCUGACUUCUUCUUCGCGUUCUGCUUCUUCGCCUUCUUGGUGCCUCUUCUCUUCCUCUGUGGUUUCGCUUCGCUUUCUUCUUCUUCUUCUUCUUCUUCUUCUUCUUCUUCUGCUCUCCACCACCUUUUCGUUCACACGCCUUCCUUCGUCGCGUUGUCAGUUUUUUUCGGUCUUUUGUCUCUCCGCGCUGCUUCUUCCCAACGAUCUCUUGAGUUCCUUGUCGCUUCUCGCGGAAAGGAUGUCCUGUCACCGUCACGUCUUUCGAGCCGCGCCGGCGGCUGUCUUUGCCUCAGUGCAACGCUGGGGGAGACGAAACAAUGUCCACAAGCUCACGCUCCUUGUCCAGACCUACGAAAAACCUUGUGUCAAAAGGACAAGAAUAGCCGAAGAGAAGGCCUACUAUCCCCGGUGGUUCUAUCUCCGAUACGCCACAGAAGUCAUCAGAUACUCCCUUAAACACCACCUGCGCCUGGGCCAAGCGCUCGACCCAAACGACGACCAGCGCCUCGAUGCGGUGAAGCCGCUGCGUCUGCCGUCGAGUGAAGAGCGGCGACAACAUCUGCGACACAUGGAGGACGCACUGGCGCUUCUGCACCAACAGGUGAUGGAGAUGGACGCGGUUUGCGCUGUCACCGGGGCGAAGAAGUCGGCGGCGGCUCGAGAUCCUCUCCAUGUGUCAGCGGCGGAUAUCCUCGCAGAAGUCGAGCGAUCUCAAGGCCGGCUGUUGUCUCUCCCUGCGUUUCUCCGUCGCUUCUAUCGACCGAGCGGGGGCGGUCACUCAUGGUCAGUUAACGAACUGCGAAUUCUCCACCUUCGCCUCACGCGCUUUGUCAAGCUCGUGCUGGACAUACACUCCACGCGCGAGCUCCUCGCGCUCGAGGAGGGCAAACACGCGCGGUGGGGAAAGAGUCUUUCCGAGGAAGAACUGGGGAAACUCUUCGAUGCGAAGCGCUUAGACCUCCCCGCGUGAGCAGCCAAACGCGUGCGAGAGAGAGGAGAAUCAGGGAGCCUUUUUUUUAACGCGCCUCACAGGGGAGACAGGCCGCAAGACGACGCCUGGGGAGGGGGGGGGAGGGGGGAGGGUAGGAGAGGUGAACGGCAAGAGCAGGAGCGCGAGAAGGAGGACAGAGGGCGCGUUCACCUGCGAAGCGUUGGGGACGAGUGACGACUUGGUUUUUUCGAGAGAUAGGAGUCCCCCGGUUAAAUGCCGGUCCACGUUUCGUUUCCUACAGAAGGCAGGCAGAUGGGCGGGCGGGUACGAAGGAGAGAAGCGAGGAGACCAGGUCGUCUGCCUUUCCCCUUUUGUGUCGCCGUCAGGCGGGUGUCGAUUCCCAGUCGCACAAGUUGUCCUGCAGUGUCUUUUCUCCGCCUCGUCGUCUUUCUCCUGUUCUUUCCUUUACGUACUCUCCUUCGUAGUUCUCUACACUUUGUCCUUUCCUGCUUCUUGCUGUCUCAGUUCCUUCCUCUUCCUUCAUUCUUGCGCAGGGUCUCCCCACUUUCGCCCUGUCGACUCCGCGCAAAACCUGUGAAGUCUGGAAGGCGUUUUCCAGCGUCUGUGUUGGAAUCACGGCGCAUGUUAUA
This is a messenger RNA of Toxoplasma gondii ME49, 2291 nucleotides long. RefSeq lists its product as hypothetical. The transcript has 3 exons. Bases 949 to 1680 code for a protein of 243 amino acids. The record is from RefSeq and is a predicted model, not a curated record. NCBI's taxonomy places the organism in Eukaryota, Apicomplexa, Conoidasida, Eucoccidiorida, Sarcocystidae.